AUUCGUCGCAUCCUUAUACGAUCGUUCAUACAUCCAUAACGAUACGAAAGGUGAAUGUCUGGCGUGUUCUAGACAAGUGAAAAAUCUCUUUUUUCUUCUCUUUUGUUUUUUUUUUUUUUAGUUUGAAAAAACAAGAACUUUCCAAACAUUUCUGGGCACACAGUGAAAAACAAAACAAAAAGCAUUUCAUUUUCUAAAAAUCCAUCACUCGAACACCACACAAAUCAAAAGUGUUGCUCGUUCGCGACGGACAGCGUCAGUGUCUAUGUGAAUGUGUCUACCAUCACAAUCGAUCAACCUGUGGGGGCAACUAGUGCAUUGGUUUUUUUCAAAUUAAAAAAAAAAAAAAAGAAUUUCGUUUUCAAAAAUUGGCGCCAACAUUUGGGUUCGUUAUUGCCGAAAGCUCGUGGUGAACGCGUGUUGUAAGGACUGUCCCGACUGUCUGCUACACUCACCCCAAUUAGUCGGUGACGCUGUGGCCAAAAAGGCCGGAAUUAGGCUACUCCGUGUCAUCAUUGUCACUGCCCUAUUUGGAUACUAUCCCACAGCACAGACUCGGGAAGAAGGCGAUCGGGUAGCCUAGGACUAGAGAUGCAAUCUUCGACGACAUCCACUUGACGGUGAAAGAAAAAACAAAACAAAACAAUCGAAAUUGAAAUACCUGAAAGACAAUUGACCGGCAAUUAAAAUAAUUGAAAAAAAAAACAAAACAAAAAAAAAAACAAACGUUGUUGAUUCAUUGCAAUUUGAAUUGAAACGGCGUGUUUCGUUGCAUGUCAACUGCUAGUGGAAAAUGGCGAACAACAGUAGCAUGAACGAAGACGAUCAAAGGCAGAGGAGUCGGAAACGAUGGCGUGCAUAUGUGAUCAUUUCCAUCGCGGCCGGAUCGUGCCUGCUGGCCGCCCUUCUAGGACCCCUGUGGUCCAGCGUGACUGACAAGUCCAUCAGCAAUGACACGACGACAGCUGAUAGCGGCACACUCCAAAAUCAGAUGUCGAGAAGGACGAAACCAGAAGCGAUUCACGACCCACUCAUCCCAGGCGGAGCAGGAGCAGCGCUGUACGUUUGGCCGCAACGGCUGGCCGACGACGUCGUGCAAGGAUCCGCCGAGCGCCAUUACCGCCGCCGGAGGGAUCUCGUCUGGCAUCCGCAUCCUUCCUACCAACUCACACUCCAAGACGGGACGUCGUGGGCCCGGCUGGAUCUGGAGCCGGCCGGUGAGGAUGAAUUGUUCGUCAGCGGAGGGGCCGAUGUGAUCCAGUUGGUGGACGAGGCCAACAACAUAUCGUCGUCAAUGAAACCAGCUGAUUGGCGACCACUGCGGGGCUGCUUCUAUCGCGGCCAAGUCCAGCAGCCACAUUCGCCAACGGCUGGCCGGGACUCCAAGGUCGUCGUCAGCUUGUGUCACGGACUGACGGGCCAUUUACGGACGAGUAGUGGCAGCUUCUUUAUCGAGCCAUCGCCACUGACCAAUGGCGAUCGAAUGGGCGAUGAAACAACAGGUGUCGUCCGUCACGUCAUUUACCGCGUCCGCCAUCCGUCCCGUUUCGAGCAGCCGCUCGAAACGACGGCACGUACCGUCGACGAUCCGCCAGCAUCCGGCACACCCACCGCCAACGGUCCAGAUGAAGAGGACGUCGCAGGGCGGAGACGUCGACGACGUCGUUCCGUCUCGCAGGAGCGCUUCGUCGAAAUCUUGGUGGUGGCCGACGGCAAGAUGGUCUCGUACCACGGUGACAACUUGGUCCAUUACAUCCUCACUCUCAUGUCCGUCGUGUCAUUGAUUUACAAGGACGCUAGCCUCGGCAACCCUGUCCAGAUCGCUGUCGUUCGAAUGCUUCUGCUCAAGGACCAAGAAUUCGUGUUGACAUCGUCGACGGGCUUGGACGAGUCGUCCAGCAGCAGCAAAGAAUCUCACGAAAUGCUGGACAGCCGGCCGGGCAAGUCCGCAUCGGAAAUGUUACGCAAUUUCUGCAAGUGGCAGCGCGUCUUCAACGAUGUCGACGACUCCAGUGAGUACCAUCACGACACUGCGCUCCUUCUAACGAGGGAAAAUAUUUGCCGCAAUCCCCAAAUGCAGAAAUGCGACACGCUGGGACUAGCCGAGCUCGGCACCAUGUGCGACAUCUCCAAUUCGUGUUCCAUCGUCCAGGACAAUGGACUCAGCGCAGCCUUCACCAUAGCCCAUGAACUCGGUCACGUACUCAACAUGCCCCACGACGACGAUUUCAAGUGCCAGCAGUUCGUCGAGUCCUCGGGCGGCGUCCAUAACGUCAUGUCGAGGAUGCUGGAUCACAACACGUUCCCAUGGGCCUGGUCGAAUUGCAGCCGCUAUUUCAUCACCGAAUAUCUCGACGGUGGCUACGGUGAAUGUUUGCUGGACAAACCAGUGAAGGACCUGCUGGACGCUCACCGAGCUGCCAAGAAAUUACCUGGCGAGAAUUUCGAUGAAAACAAGCAAUGCGAACUCGUUUUCGGCCACGGAUCCAAAAUCUGUCCUUACAUGCCGCCGUGCAAAAGGCUGUGGUGCACGACGUCGGGCGGCGAGCAAGAAGGAUGUCGCACCCAACAUAUGCCUUGGGCCGACGGAACGGCUUGCGGCAGAGGCCGCUGGUGCCGGCACGGAAGCUGCCUCUCUCGUGACGUCAAGAGCCUGGAACCCGUUGACGGAAAUUGGGGAUCGUGGCAAGAGUGGAUGAUGGGCACUUGCUCGCGCACGUGCGGCGGAGGUGUCCAACGAUCCACCAGGAAUUGCGACAAUCCAGCACCGUCCAACGGCGGGACCUUUUGUUUGGGUAAACGAGUACGUUACCGCUCGUGUAACAUCCAAGAAUGCCCGACAGGCACUCCCGAUUUCCGCGAGAAACAGUGCUCCGAUUUCAACAGCAACAACUUCAACAUCCAGGGUCUUCCAGCCGAUGUCAAAUGGGUCCCGAAAUACGCCGGAAUUAGCGUGAAGGAUCGUUGUCGGCUGUACUGCCGCGUGGAACAGUCGAGCGCUUACUACCUGCUCAAGGAUAAGGUAAUCGAUGGGACCAGCUGCGGCCCUGACACUGACGAUAUUUGCGUCAACGGCAUCUGCAAGCCGGCCAGCUGUAACCACGUCCUCGGUCGCAAGGAACAACUCGAUCUUUGUGGUGUGUGCGGUGGUGACAACUCGACGUGCGUCAUCCUCAACGGCGGCUAUAAUAGCACUCAAUACGGCUACAACGUUGUCACAAGGAUCCCCGCCGGUAGCUCCUCGCUGGAUAUCCGCCAGCGCGGCUAUCAGGGCUCCAACCGCGAUGACAACUACCUGGCUCUACUCGACCCGCAAACGGGCGAAUAUCUCCUUAAUGGCAACUAUGUCGUUAGCAUGUUCCAGAAAACGAUCCAAUUUGGCGGCACCACCAUCGAAUACACGGGGUCGGACGCUGUCGUUGAGCGUCUUAACUCUUCGAAACCCCUCAAGAAAGAUGUCGUCGUUCAGGUCCUGUCUGUCGGUAAUUUGUACUCACCGGAUAUUUGGUAUCAAUACGUCGUGUCCAGAGCGGAAGGCAAAGCUCCGACUUACCACUGGAAAUUGCAAGAACAAUGGACGGCUUGCAACAAACUCUGUCAUGGCCAACAAUUCCGUAAGGCGAUCUGCGUUCAAGCAUCUGGCGGCUUACAAAAGAUGCCCGAGGAAUAUUGUUCGGCAUCUCCGCCUCCUCCGCCUAUUGAAACGCAGCCUUGCCAGACACAGUGCAUCCUCAGAUGGCGCGUGAUUCACCAUUCCGAAUGCUCUGCCCAUUGCGGCAUGGGCGUGCGCAACGUGACCAAGCAGUGCGAGCAAGAAUCUCUCGAGCCACAACACCACCAACAGCAACGGCCUUAUUCCAAUAUCGUGCCGGUAGAUGAUCGGCAUUGCCGCCACUUGAAUGAUCCACCGCCGGAUACGGAACCUUGUACCGGCACUUGCCAUUCGGCCCAUUGGCAAUUCCAUCCUUGGAGUCAGUGCUCAUUGACGUGCGGUGGUGGCAUUCAAACGCGCAAGGCUCAUUGCGUCGACCUGAACGGCCGCGUCAUUGCAGACAGCAAUUGCCCGUUGGAGGAGAAAGUCCUUCGGCAGAGCUGCCACAUGGAGAGCUGCCCCCGCUGGGAGGUCGGAGAAUGGACGCCGUGUUCGGUGAGUUGCGGGACGGGCGAGCGCCAACGGGGCUACUGGUGCCAACUCGAGAACCACGUCAUCGUCAAAAGCUACUGCUAUCCGGUCCGGCCUCCCGUCCACAAGGAGGCCUGCCACAUGGGUGACUGUCCCCAAUGGCACGCCACUCAAUGGGGCCAGUGUUCCGUCACCUGCGGAGUUGGACAAGCCGAGCGGAUCGUCGGUUGUCGCAUGGACAAUGGCAGCGUCGUCGAUGCUGCCUAUUGCGCCGGCCAAGACAGGCCGACAUCCGUGCAACAAUGUUUCGAAUAUCCGUGUCCGACGGAACCGCCGACGACUCCAUCCACCGUCCAGCCGACGACGCAACAGCCAUCCACCACCAACUCAGCGGCGCCCACUAGCGCCGUUCCAGUGGCUUCGUUCGCUCUGGCCGGAUACCGACCGCAGCCGAUGGAGAUACACAACAUCGAUCCGGCUCUUAACAGCCUCGAUCCGGCCGAUUGGAAUCCAGAAUCAAACGAUAUUCCACGCAUCAUUGCCACAUGGCGGACUGGAACUUGGGGACAGUGCUCGUCGACUUGCGACGGUGGAUACCGCAUGCGGACUGUCGUCUGUUACGACAUGAUCGCCAGUAGAGAAGUGGACCAAUCGCAUUGCUCCGAUGCCAUCCCCGUUGGCGUUGAGAAAUGCGCCACACAUCCGUGCGCUGCCUGGAUCACUCACAAUUGGACGUCGUGUUCCGUUACGUGCGGCACUGGAGUAUCCGUCCGCGUAAUCGAGUGCCAGUACCUGUUCAAUAAUUCCGGCGCACCGGAAGAGAUGUGCUCGGCGCUGGAGAAGCCGCCGGCUGAGAAGAGCUGUUCCGCAGCGCUGGCCGUUUGCAGUGGAUCGCCCAUCUCGCAUUCCGUUUCCGUAGAACACAAUCACACUUCCAAUACCCCGCAGUGGAGGACCGGGUCCUGGGGAUCGUGCUCGAAAACGUGCGGCGGAGGAUUUAAGCGACGACAGGUUGUUUGUCACGACGAACUUUUCAAGGAUUCUGACGGAUGCAUUCCAGCCAAGCGGCCACAAGAUACAGUACACUGUAACACGGAUCCUUGUCCCACCUGGUCUUCCGGCGAAUGGAGUGCAUGUUCCAAAUCGUGUGGUGGAGGGACGCAAACCCGGCCGGUGACGUGCCGUGAUCAUCUGGGUCAAACUCUGCCGGAUCAUCGUUGCCACCCAUCCGGAAGACCCGAGUACAGCCAGAGUUGCCACACGGAUCCAUGUCCAACUGAGCCUCCCGUUCCCGAGAAGACGUACAAAUGGAAAACGGCCGCAUGGACUACGUGUUCGAAAACGUGCGGCAAAGGGGACCAGUACCGCGAAGUCUACUGUCAAGAAGUUGAAGGUCGCGUGCGUGUGGACGAGACCCGGUGCCCGGAAUCCAGCCGUCCGCGUUCGCGUCGCGGGUGCAACAAGGCCGCCUGUCCGUAUUCGUGGGAAGUGGAGAAUUGGUCCGAGUGUUCGCAUCCGUGCGGGUCUGGAAUUCAACAUCGUAGAGUCACUUGUCAUCGCGUCAACGCGUACGAAUGGAUUGACCCGGAGCCCGUCUCGUUUGGAUGCAACGCCACGCAAAGGCCGGCUGAAAUGCAGGGAUGCAGUCUUGGCAACUGUAACGCUCUCUACAUGUGGCGGGCGUCGGCUUGGCAGCCGUGCACGGCCUCCAGAUGUGGCCGCCAAGGUUUCCAGAAACGAUCGCUGGCCUGCGUUAAUAGCCGCACAGGAUCCAGGGUCUCGCGAUCUUUUUGCCCGCAAGAAUUCAGGCCCAUACGCAAGAGACGCUGCCGGCCUUCUCCAUGCGGGUACGUGUCGUGUAAAGACGUUUUAAUGCGGUCCGGCGGCAAAGGUCGAAAGGCUCCGCUUCCGGACGGACCGUACACUUUGAUCGUGGCCGGAAAGAACAUCACCAUUUAUUGCCAUUUAAUGAACACGUCUUCGCCGCUGGAGUACUUGACGCUGACAACGGGACAUCAAGAGAACUACGCCGAAGUUUACGACAAAACAUUGAUACGGCCUGAUAACUGCCCUUAUCAAGGAGCACGCAAAGAUUCGUGCGACUGCUUCCUAAACCGGCGGGCAGCGGGUACCACCUCCUUCAACAAAAUCCGGCUCAAUGUCACCUCGUUGCGUGUCGACAGUCAUGAUUUCACGUUUGCCCGGCUGGUGAGGGGCCACCAAAUGGUGGGUUACGGCGAAGCGGGCGACUGCUACAGCACGGCCAACUGCCCACAGGGCCGUUUCAGCAUUAACCUGCAAGGUACCGGACUGCGUGUUUCGCCGCAUACCAGCUGGGCAGGCCACGGCCAUCGUGCAUCUUUGUGGAUCAACAGACUGGAGGAUAAUCAAAAGAUUCAGGGCAAGUGCGGUGGUUACUGCGGGCGUUGUAGCCCCGAUCCGCACGCCGGUCUCAAAUUGGACGUAGUGUGAAUCUCUUCUACCCUCCUCUUUUUUUUUUUUUUUUUUUUUUUUUAGGAAAUUUCAUAUCGAUU
Daphnia carinata is the source of this 6657-nucleotide messenger RNA. It is a transcript of the gene AdamTS-A, whose product is annotated as A disintegrin and metalloproteinase with thrombospondin motifs 9-like. The transcript is spliced from 30 exons. Lineage: Eukaryota; Metazoa; Arthropoda; Branchiopoda; Diplostraca; Daphniidae. The record is from RefSeq and is a predicted model, not a curated record. Gene Ontology annotation, molecular function: metalloendopeptidase activity; zinc ion binding. Gene Ontology annotation, cellular component: extracellular matrix. Bases 794 to 6595 code for a protein of 1933 amino acids. Gene Ontology annotation, biological process: proteolysis; extracellular matrix organization.